UAGUGGUCGUGGUUAUUUGCUGCUAGAAGACGCAAGUGCUUCCUCCAGAGCUUCCCCGCGGCUAGGCUUAGUGACAAUUUGUUUUGCUUAUUUAUCAGUCAAGCUCACCGUGGGUGACCCAUUUCUGUUUGUGCAUGAUAAUACCGCAAACUAGCUUGAAAGGUGAGCCUAAUCUGCUCUGAACAUAAUAGGGACACGAAAUUACAAUGCCAUCCCCAAUGGAGGGAUCUUCAAGAGAAGGUGACCUGUUUACUGUGAAACACGAGCUGAAAAAUGCCAACCUGACAGGCCACAUUGAGAGGGUGGGCAUUGAAAACUUUGAGCUACUAAAGGUGCUGGGCACAGGAGCGUAUGGGAAGGUGUUCCUGGUGAGGAAGGUGAGCGGCCACGAUGCCGGGAAGCUCUACGCCAUGAAGGUGUUGAAGAAGGCGACUAUCGUCCAGAAAGCGAAGACGGCCGAACACACGCGGACAGAGCGGCAGGUGCUGGAGCACAUCCGCCAGUCUCCGUUCCUCGUAACGCUUCACUACGCCUUUCAGACCGACACCAAGCUGCACCUCAUUCUCGAUUAUGUAAACGGGGGGGAACUUUUCACGCACUUGGUGCAGAGGGUGCGGUUUAAGGAGCAAGAAGUAGCACUGUACAGCGGAGAAAUUGUCUUGGCACUAGAACAUCUACAUAAGCUUGGAAUCGUUUAUCGAGACCUAAAACUGGAGAAUAUUCUACUGGAUUCAAACGGUCAUAUAGUUCUAACAGAUUUUGGCCUGAGUAAAGAAUUUGAUCAGGUUGAGAGGGCUUUCUCUGUUUGUGGCACUGUUGAAUACAUGGCUCCAGAAAUAGUUGAAGGAGGAGAUUCCGGACAUGACAAGGCGGUGGACUGGUGGAGCCUCGGCGUGCUAAUGUACGAGCUCCUGACGGGCGGAUCGCCCUUCACCGUCGACGGAGAUGAAAAUUCCCACUCGGAUAUCGCCAAGAGGAUUUGCAAAAAGGAUCCUCCUUUCCCCAAAGACAUGGGACCGCUGGCCAAAGACCUGAUCCAACAACUCCUCGUCAAAGAUCCAAAGAACAGAUUAGGAUCCGGUCCUAACGGAGCAGAGAACGUGAAGAAACAUCCGUUUUAUCAGAAAAUCAACUGGGAGGACUUGGCAGCGAAGAAGGUACCUGCGCCUUUCAAGCCGGUGAUUCGGGACGAGCUGGAUGUCAGUAAUUUUGCUGAGGAGUUCACAGAAAUGGACCCCACUUACUCCCCCGCAGCGCUGCCUCAGAACUGUGACCGCAUUUUCCAGGGAUACUCUUUCAUGGCCCCCUCCAUCCUGUUCAAGAGGAAUGUGGUGAUGGACGACCCCAUCCAGCUGUGCGGCGGCUUUGAGAGGCCGGGCUCCGCCGCCGUGGCCCGCAGCGCCAUGAUGAAGGACUCCCCUUUCUACAUGAAUUAUGAGAUGGACCUGCAGGACAGCGCUCUGGGAGAGGGCAGCUUCUCCAUCUGCCGCCGCUGCACGCACAAAACCACCGGACAACAAUUUGCAGUCAAGAUAGUCAGCAAGCGGAUGGAGGCGCAGACUCAGAGGGAAAUAGCGGCCUUGAAGCUCUGCGACGGCCACCCGAACAUUGUGAAGUUGCAUGAAAUUUACCACGAUCAGCUCCACACAUUCCUGGUUCUGGAACUGCUCGGUGGAGGAGAGCUGCUGGAGAGAAUCCGGAGGAAGCAGCACUUCAGUGAAACAGAGGCCAGCCGCAUCAUGCGCAAACUGGUGUCUGCUGUCAGUCACAUGCAUGAUGUAGGAGUGGUGCACAGGGACCUGAAGCCAGAGAACCUGCUCUUCACAGACGAGAGUGAGAACUCCGAGAUAAAAAUCAUAGACUUUGGCUUUGCGCGUCUAAAACCGCCAGACAAUCAGCUGCUGAAGACUCCCUGCUUCACCCUGCAGUAUGCUGCCCCAGAGAUCCUCAAAUAUAACGGCUAUGAUGAGUCCUGCGACCUGUGGAGUCUGGGGGUCAUUCUGUACACCAUGCUGUCUGGACAGGUGCCUUUUCAGUGUCAGGAGAAGAGCCUGAUCCACACCAGCGCUGAGGAGAUCAUGCACAAAAUCAAGCAGGGGGAUUUCUCUUUUGGAGGCGAGGCCUGGAGAAAUGUGUCCCAGCAGGCUAAAGACCUCAUACAAGAGCUGCUGACGGUGGACCCAGACAAGAGGAUUAAGAUGUGCGGCCUCCGUUACAACGCCUGGCUCCAGGACGACAGCCAGCUGUCCUCCAACCCACUCAUGACCCCCGACAUUCUCGGCUCCUCCACUGCCUCCGUCCACACUUGCGUCAAAGCGACCUUUAAUGCUUUCAACAAAUGCAAACGGGAAGGUUUCCGCCUACAGACGGUGGACAAGGCGCCGCUGGCCAAGAGGAGGAAAAUGAAAAAGACGAGCACCAGCACGGAGACGCGCAGCAGUUCCAGCGAGAGCACCCACUCCUCCUCCUCCUCUUCGCAGUCUCAGGAGAAGACGCUAACGGAGGGCGAGCCCAAUCCGCCGCCUUCCAACAGCCCCCCCGUCAAAACGCCGGGCGUCGAAGAGACGGACUGCGGAGACCGGAACGCACUGUCGGCCUUUCGCUUCUCGGAAGGACAGUGAGGCGGCAGGCGACGGAUCCGGACGCAGUGUUUGGUCGACGGACCGUGGAGUCGGACCCGCGCGACGACUCGGUCUCCACCUCCAGCUCCGUUGCAUGGACGUCUGCAUGUCACCAGAACCGAGCAUGCAGCAGGAGCAGCAGCUUGCACCGUAAUAUCAAUCAAUCAAUCAAUCAAUCACCAUUAGCAAUAGCCUCUCUUUUCUUUCUUUUUCUCUGACUUUCACACUUCCUCUGUUAUCAAUCAGGGUCUGGACCAGGCAGAAGUUGUCAUUGUUGUCUUAAGGGCUGCCCCAACGUCCCCGGUCCAGGAAGAUGGAAGGGAGAGACGUCUUUACUGUCGUUAAAAAAGCGAAACAAAAAUCCCCCCAAAACAACGUCGGUCCUCUCCUCGUUCUUUGUAUCUGUCCGUGUCUAGGUGUUUUUUUGUUUGUUUGUUUGUUUUAAAGGGAAACCUGUAGUAUUUAAACUGCGGAUGCUUUGUAAGGGAGGAGAAGACGCGAAACAAAACCUCGGGUGAAAUCGCGUCCGAGAGGUGGGGCUUUUAUUUAUAUGUGAAUUUUAGACUGUAAUCUAUUUAUCAUAAGCUAUAUUGUUAACUUAUUAAUGGUUCCAAAUGAGCCUGAAUAGAAAUAAUGGAUACAUGCGAGUGUUUAAAAAAACAAAAAAAAACCCAGAUAUUUUUGUGUAAGUACGGUUCCUUAUCUGCAGAAAACAUGGUGGGUUUUGUAGACAUGACUGCAGCUGGCUGGUUAUUAACAGUCAUGUAGACUUUAGUAUCACGGACGCAAAGGAAAAAAACAAAACAGCCGACGGUGUUGACGAUUGUUAAAAUGAAAAAUGUGUGCAUAGAUGAUUAAAGAAGCAAACAUGUGAGCAUUUUAGCCCAAUGUGUUUUGUAGCUUCUGCGAAAAGCGAAGCAUUUCUCGUGACCCAGAGAGCAGAGCUGAGUUUAGAGUUGUCGCUCCCUCUGAUGUGGAACUACUUUAAAACUUAAAAUGGCCACUUCUCUAGCACGGUCCAGUCCUCGGGGUCAGCAGCGGUUAGCGCAGCGGUGGGUUUUCCUUGGGUCGCGCUGCCUCAAAAAAAAAAAAAAAAAAAAAAAAUUAAUUGCGUCCUUCCCACUACAGUCAAUUAGAUCUUUGGGAGAAUUCAGAUCCGCUCGAUGUGAGAUGAAGUAGAGCUUUCUCUGAUUGACGAUUGAAACGGCCGAUUUCAAGUGGUCUCCCGUUCAGAAAUAACGAAAUGCAAUUACUUUGUAACGGGAAGGUGGUUUUUGUUUUGUGUAUGUGUGUGUGUGUGUGUGUGCCAAAAUUGCAGCCGAAUCAAGUAAUGUCCGGUUUCCAGCUACGAGUGCAGAGGUGGGGAUAUUUCAGGAGUCUGCAGGGCAGCAAAGUCAUGUUGCUUUCUUGGAAGUCUUCAAACCUUUCUUGUUCUAACUGCGACAAUAAAAAGUAUUCACCCGUCUUGGAUGUUUUUUUUGUUUUGUUUUUUGUUUUACCAUUUUUACUGCUUUGUUAAAUCGGUCAUUUUUUUUCAGUUAUUUGACAAAAAAAACUUAGUCUCAAAAGUGAAAACUGAUUUUGAAAAUUGUCCUCCAGGAUUUCUAUAUGCUUUACCUUCUACCUUUAAGGUGCGAUCACACCAAGCGCGUUUCGCGCGUCUGGUUUACAUUCAAACCAGACGCAGGCCCGUCGCGGCUCGUUUGGCGCGUGACUCGAACCAUUUGGAGCGUUUGACGCAUCCGACAAAUAGGCCAGCAACGGAAAUCAACGGCUAGAGCGAUUUUGACGCGGCUGACGCACCUCAACACAGAUUUUGUUGAGGUGCGGAGACGUGCCGCAUCAGGCACUCACCUCCGCGUUCUCCGCAUCAGACGUGCCUGAUGCGGAGAAUGCUAGGUGUAGAGCCAGGCUGGGAUCAGAGCAUGGUGCCAUGUUCCUUCCAUGUCUCCGUGAUGGAUUUAAUUAAACUCUAGGGGAAGUACAGUGCCUAAGAGUUUUUAUUGGUUACCAUCUUCUGACUGAUACGUCUUAAAAUAUUUUCAGAUUUGCUUGUAAUUUUUAGCCUUCAUGCUGUUGUGGUAGCCAGGUGUCUUUAUAUUGCAAUCACUUGAAACAAACUCACUUCACUCCAUGUGAUUUCUAUUCCACUAAUCAUAAUAGUACUACCAACUGCCUGGACCUAAAUUAAAUUAAGCCAAGUCACUUUAAACCAAGUGAAUAUUUAUUAAAUCACUUGUUUUAUGUUAAAUACUUUUAUUUAAUUAUUUAAUUGUAGAAACCAGUUUUCACUUUGUGGUUAUAGGAUUUUUUUUGUGUGUGUGAAAAAGAAAUACAUUUUUUUUUUUGCUCAUGAUUGAUUUGCAAAAGCGAUAAAUAGGUAAAAACAUCCGAGGGCGUGAAUACUUUUUAUAGGCACUGCAUGUCUGACUUGGCUUGUUCUUCAGCUCUGAUGCUGCCCUUGCUCCUUCUACCGUGUGUGAAAUAAGGAACCAUGCAGACAUUCGGUUAGUCCUAAGUUUCUAGUGCAUGAUAUAAUGUGAACUGAAACAUGAACCACUUUUAUCCUUUUUUUAUAUUUAUGGCUUUUGAGUCAGAUUCCUACUUGAUUCAGUGUGAGUUUGUUUACUUUCACAUUAGAGGGCCUCGAUUCAAUUUGGGACUUUCAAGUUUUACUCCUUUGAUACGUUAUAAAUGUACCAAACUCGUUCUUUUUAACGAAGACGCACCGAUUGAGCUUCGACCUACCGACGCCAAUUUUAGUCGAUGACAGUUUCUCUUUAUGAGACGUUUUUGUAGCUUUCCUGUCGUGAGGGGGCCUUUAAGGUUUUCUAUUAUUUCAAAACGAGACUAAUUGAUUUCUGAUUUGAAAUGCUAAUGCUUUUUCGCAUCGGACAUUAGGGAUUAGCAUGGCUUCUGAGAACAUAGAGCCUCUUGAGGUUUCUAGAAGGCUGCCAGCAUUUUCAACUCCAACAUUUCCGUAACAGAAAGAGGUCAAAAACUCAAAAAGGUCAGCCUUCCUGCAAGACUUUCUGAAAGUAUGGUUUAAAGCCGGUGUGGUGUGUUCACUGCCUUGUAAAAAGGUGGAAUGUUUGAGUUUUCCAUCGGUCAGAGCCGAUAAAGCUAAAAAUGGUUUGAUUUCGGUCGCUCGGUGCAUCUCUACUUUUCUCCCUAUGGAGAUAUUCUGACGUCCCAGUGUUCUAGUCGGUAUAGUUUGACAGCUUUUAACGUCGUGUCGUGUUAGUUGUUAUGUCUCUCUUUCUACUACUUACUGAUAUAUCGUAUUUUGUUGAUUUUUAUAUAUAUAUAUAUAUAUAUAUAUAUAUAUACACACAGGAGGUGGGAUGUGAAAUCGAAGUCCUGAGCUUGACUAGUGUGUCCACUCAAACACUCAUUCACCAUCUUCCAUUUUAAUGCACUCUGACUCCGAACCAAAGCAUUAACUUUUAAGGUAGCUACCGCUUUAAGCUGCAUGAAAACUGUUUCCUUUCAUGCAAUUAUGCAAAGAAGUGCUUAAUUUUUUAUGUUCGAAAUGUUCAACAUUACCAUUAUUACAAUGUUGUUUUUUUUUUACAGUUGACUUGUUUCUUUUUUUCCCCCCCAUCAGCACACCCUCAUGCCUAAAACUAUGCACCUCUUUUCACCCGUGUGUCGCUUUUGUCCUUUAAAAAAAAUAAAAAUAAUAAUAAUAUAUAUAUAAAGAGAACGAAUCAAAUGGGUUCAAACAUAAAACGGUGUAGCACAAUGUACAUCUACUGUGUCUAUUUAUUUACUUUUUUUCGUUUUUCAUCCGAUAGCAUCAACCAUAAAAGUAGAAGCGGACUGGGGAUCCGUUGCCCUUAAAAAAGACAAAACAUCUGGAAUCCUUGAAACUAAACACUACAAAGCUCUCGUCUAAGUUAGCUCGCAUGAGUUCCCCGCUGCUGCCUCAUUAAGCCUGUUCUUUUGUUUGGGUGUAUUAAUAGCUCAAGUGGAGGAAGAGGAAGAGUGUCCUAUAUUGUGCUCUCCUCUGGGAGCCGUGCUCUAUUAACUGAUGCGCUGCGCUGCUGUUUGCUCCGGAGAAAAUACCGUACUCCACUCCGCGUCUCAGUGGGACCAAGCUUCCCUUUCUUAGCAGGGGAACAGAUCAGUGAAUCACAUUAAAGGGCCGGUUUGGCUCCAGGGUCUCCCGGGGACGACUCUCCCUCCUCCCCCUCGUUUUGACGAGCGCCAUGUUUGAUGUCCUGCUAUGGAAGAGAGAGAGAGAGGGAUGCGUUACUCUGAAUUUGCAAGUUUAAUGAGAUUUCUCCCUCUUCCUCCAUUUUGAAGUUGAAACAUCACACCUGAUGGAACUAAUCUUUUUUUUUUUUUUUUUAGAAUUCAAACACUGUUUGUGUUAGCAGAGACAGAGGUCACAUGUUUUGUUGCUAAUGUGACUUUUUUUUGGAGCGUAUCUAUGUGCGUUGCAUUUAUUAUUAUUAUUUUUUAUCACCAAAAGCACGGCUUCUCUUGUACACCGUUGGGGCCAAGUCUGCUUUUAUUUAAUUUAUUGUAUUUAAAAAAGAAAAAAGAUUUUAUUUCUUUGAGCAGCGGCGCUGAAGUGCCCAAACCCAUUUUGAUGUUUUAAAAACGACGCGACCCUUUAAUGAAGCGACUCUCCUGCCAGGAGCACUUGAGGAAAGACUGCAGUAGUAUUUCUAGUUCUGCCUCAGGAAAAAAAAAAAAAAAAAAAAAAAAGAGGAAAAAAAGAAAAGAGGUGUGGGGAGGGAUUUCAGAAUGGAAAGAGGCUUAUCUUGUGUGUGUAUUUAUUGAUAUUGUCUAUAAUAAGGGAACCGCUUUUAUCAACCUGAGUAUGUUACUGCUUCUUUGACUGAAAUUUAUCGAAAUAUUCUCAAUAAAUGUCUGUUUAUGUCAGCAGCUUUGCUGUUUUUUUUUUUUGUACUGAAAGUAAUGUAAUGUUUAUACUCAUUUAACUGACAAGGCGGAGUAGUACAAAUUUUUAUAUAUUUGUUUUUGGUGGCUGUCGAUGUACAUUAGAGGGAAAAAAAAAAAGUUUAACAGAUCUUCUUAUUAGGUACCUUGACAAUUUAUUUUUCAGACAUCGUUGGCUUAAAAUGACUCUCUACGUCAUAACUCGAUGCAAAAGCAGCCAUAUGGGAAGUGCUUACAUGGAUUCUGACCUCUUCCAGGAGAUUAUUGAGACAUGAAUUGUAUUUUCAUUUUUAUUAUUUUUUUGAAUCGAGAAGUUUGUAGAUUUGCAUGUGUAGUUUGGCGGAAUGCGUGGCGUUGGCACCAUUUUUUGUCACGUUGCAUGUGAUUCCGGUUUCUGUUUUUCAGCGUCGACGGGUCAAAACGUAGCUACUGUAGCAGCAGAUCCUUUUGAAGCGGAGCAAUUGUGCGAUCACAAAAGAAACAAGACCAAGCUUUAAGGACAAAAAAAACCAUGUGCUUUCAGUAAUUUAUUUAUUAUUUUUUUAUAUGUAAGAGUAAGAAACGACCUAUCCCCCUUUUCAGUCGUUCAUCUGUCUGUUCCUGUUCAUGGCUGUUGUUCUGUAAUCUAAACCUCGAUAACAGUACUUUUACCUGAUACAUGACUAUACUUUCUAUUUUGUAGAUCAAUGUGGAGAUCCUCUUUUUUUCAGGUGGCAUCGGUUACUUUAACUGACCGGGUAACUGACCAGGGGGAACUUUAAUUUUCUUCAAUAAAAAGCUUUUUACUGGCC
Messenger RNA from Xiphophorus maculatus (southern platyfish), 8323 nucleotides. It is a transcript of the gene rps6ka5, whose product is annotated as ribosomal protein S6 kinase alpha-5-like. Lineage: Eukaryota; Metazoa; Chordata; Actinopteri; Cyprinodontiformes; Poeciliidae. Gene Ontology annotation, biological process: intracellular signal transduction; regulation of DNA-templated transcription; protein phosphorylation. Gene Ontology annotation, molecular function: magnesium ion binding; protein serine/threonine kinase activity; ATP binding. The coding region runs from base 207 to 2621 and encodes 804 amino acids. The transcript is spliced from 17 exons. The record is from RefSeq and is a predicted model, not a curated record.